Carlito syrichta (Philippine tarsier) is the source of this 3393-nucleotide messenger RNA. RefSeq names its product enolase family member 4 (gene ENO4). The coding region runs from base 3 to 1892 and encodes 629 amino acids. Gene Ontology annotation, biological process: glycolytic process. The record is from RefSeq and is a predicted model, not a curated record. The transcript is spliced from 14 exons. Gene Ontology annotation, cellular component: phosphopyruvate hydratase complex. Gene Ontology annotation, molecular function: magnesium ion binding; phosphopyruvate hydratase activity. NCBI's taxonomy places the organism in Eukaryota, Metazoa, Chordata, Mammalia, Primates, Tarsiidae.
CCAUGGGGGAAGAGGGCGGCGGCCGCAGCUGUGGGACCACUAGGGAGCUGCAGAAGCUGAAGCAGCAGGCGAUGGAGUACUACCGGGAGAACGACGUUCCGCGCAGGCUGGAAGAGCUGCUUAACUCCACCUUCUACCUCCAGCCUGCCGACGUCUACGGGCACCUGGCAAACUGCUUUUCUAAACUUGCAAAGCCUCCCACCAUAUGCAAAAUAGUGGGGAAAGAAGUACUGGAUGGACUUGGGCUUCCAACCCUGCAAGUGGAAAUAUUCUGCACCAUUCAAAAUUUUCCCAAGAGCAUGUGUUCGGUGGUAAUCUCAACUCACUUUGAAGUCUAUGAGAAUGCCCUGCCCGAGCUGGCAGAUAUGGAGGAGGCAGACAGGGCCAGCGCAGUCAGCACGGCAGUGCAGUGGGUCAAUGGCACCAUCACCCACGAGUUCCAGGGUGUCGCACCCUCUGACCAGGCGUACGUGGAUUACCUGCUCAGGACAUUCUUUGCACGUAAAGUGCAAGAAGAUAAGGAGAGACAAGAAUUGGAAAAGAGCCUGGAAUCCUCAACAGUGCCUACACCUCUCCCUCCAAUACCACUGUCAGCUCCUCCACCUCCUCCCAAAAAAAAAGGGCAAAAGCAAGGGAGGAAGGAUACUGUUACAGAAAAACCUAUUAUACCUGCGGAACCUGUUGAACCUAUACUCUGUGGCAGUAUGGCCAUAGGGGCCGUGUCACUAGCUGUUGCCAAAACCAAUGCGGUGCUGAUCAAUAAACCUCUAUACUUAAAUAUUGCAUUACUGAAGCACAGUCAGGAACAGCCAACGACACUAACUAUGCCUUUGUUGAUGGUAUCUCUGGUCAGCUGUGGGAAGUCAUCACCUGGGAAGCUAAAUUUAAUGAAAGAAGUGAUUUGUAUACCCCAUCCUGAAUUAACAACCAAACAAGGCAUGCAGAUGCUUAUGGAAAUUCAGAAACAGAUUAACAAAAUAAUUGAAAUGCCAUCUCCUCCAAAAGCAGAGACAAAAAAAGGGCUUAAUGGAAGCAAAAGAGGUCAACAGCAGACCACUGGCAAGAUGUCGCAUCUUGGCUGUUUAACCAUUAACUAUGACACCAUAGAGCAGCCACUGCUUCUAAUACAGGGAAUCUGUGCAAACCUGGGAUUAGAACUGGGAACAAACCUGCAUCUAGCCAUCAAUUGUGCUGGACAUGAGUUGAUGGACUAUACUAAAGGAAAGUAUGAAGUAAUGAUGGGUACAUACAAAAAUGCAGCUGAGAUGGUUGAUCUGUAUGUGGAUCUGAUCAACAAGUACCCUUCAAUUAUUGCCUUAAUUGAUCCUUUCAGGAAAGAGGACUCUGAACAGUGGGACAACAUCUAUAAUGCACUUGGCUCCAGGUGUUACAUAAUUGCAGGAACAGCAUCCAAAAGCAUUGCUAAACUUCUAGAGCAUGGAAGCAUCAGCAUCCCCAGAGCCAGUGGGCUGAUCAUAAAACAUACCAAUCAAACCACAAUGUCUGACUUGGUGGAAAUAACCAAUCUGACUGACAGUAAGAAGUACAUCACUGUCUUAGGAAGUACAGAAGGAGAGUCGUCUGAUGACAGCCUUGUCGAUUUGGCCGUUGGGCUUGGUGUCCGGUUUAUCAAGUUGGGGGGUCUUUCUCGUGGUGAACGGGUGACUAAAUACAACCGUCUUCUUACUAUAGAGGAAGAACUUGUCCAGAAUGGAACACAGGGUUUCAAUGAGGAACACACUUUUUUUUGCUUUAAUAAAGAAGCUGAAAAUGCUGCUGAGGCACUUGACGCUGCUGCUGCUGUGGCUGGUGAACUGCUCAAGCCCCUGGAGCCCACCUCCCCCACACAAAUCGUGGAGGACUCAGCCAAAACAGGAACAUCUUCUAGAUAGGGCUAUAUAUGCUCCCAUUUACAGCCAUACUAUCAGUAUUAUUAGACUGCUAGGUUUUAGGUACGUCUCCAUAUUGGGUUUGCUCUUAAAUGUCACUAACUCAUGCUCUUUUUCUUUUAAUUUCACUGUUUGGUAAAUUACAUAUAUGGUGUUUCUGCCUGAAAUUAUAUAUGUGAACUUUGUUUUACAGCUAUCACAUUUCCGUGAAGAUUUCGUUUGUAUAACUCUACUGCCCAUUUUUCAGGGUCAUUAUCCAGUAAGAGGCCAAAUAUUUUUGUUGCCAAACUCUGUCAAACACCUCAUCCUUAAUAAAUCAGAAUAUCUCUAAAAACAAAACCUCAUGGCACUAGAAGCUCUCUGUGCCAGAAACAGGUACACAUCUUCCAUGUUUACUUUACACAUCUGUGCUGGAAAGCAUAGACACAUUUUUGUAGCAACCUUAUGCAGAAAUAUGAGAGCAUCACUGUUUUUUGUAACAGCCAAACAGCUUCAUCUUACUUUUCUGCCCUUAAUUAUUUUUUCCUGAUUUCCUUCUUUUUAAAAAUUUGUUUUUCUUGUAUGAUUUUUUUUUUAUCUUUGUGAGUCUCCUUAGAUCCUUUUUGAAAUAAGGAUAUAAAUGAAUAAGCACAUCAGUGAAUAAAUAAAUAUUCUCAAGGUUACGAAAUGCCCAGUUAUAUACUACAGCAUUUAAAAAGCAACCAGGUGAUUAAAAAGGAUGUGACAUAUAUGUUUACUGAAUUGCCUCUUUUGUAAGAGAUGUACCAGAAAUGAACAGAUUCAAGCACAUGCAUACAGAUAUAAUAAUGUCCGACAGUUUUAGAUGAUUUAGAGUCUCCAUUCAAAGGGUUACCAUUUACUUUUUCUAAAUAUUAUACAAAUUGCUACGUACUGGUCUGCAGGAGAGUUAGCUAAGUUUAGACUUCUAAUAAAUUCUAUAAAUUGUUACUAAGCACACUGAGGACCUCUCCUUUUGAAGAACACUAGCAAGGGAACUUAAUGUCCUCAUGGUAGAGCAAGCUUCUUCCUUUCAAAGCUACGAUUGGAAGUUGGCUCAGUGGCAGGCCCUCUCAGAGAAUGGAUGGAAGGCUUGGCCGGCAGUACUCUAAGUUGGGAGAACUGUGUCACUGUUUGUGGUUGCUACUGCUUUCCUGAUGCUUAGCAACAAACAAUGGGUAGGAGAAACUGGAAAGAAAAUUUAUUUUAAAGGCAAGAUGAACAUGACUGGAUGUUCAUGUAGGCUUUGCAAAUAUCCUCAGGAGCACAUGCAUGCAUGUGCGCGCGCGCGCGCACACACACACACACACGAAUUAUAUGAGAGUAUGCCCUGGAACUGUGAUAUAAAUUAUUAUUAAAUUACUGAAACCACAGGAAAAAUGUGAAACUAAUAACAAAAAAACUAAAUUAAAUGAAUCCUAAGAGGUGAUUUAUUACCUUAACCAGAUCAGCACUUAAAUUUCAACAAAGAGCAGAGUGUACACACCUAUCCUCACUUAAAAGCUGG